GGGCCGGGGGCCAGACCAAGGCCAGAGGCGGGACCAGCCGCCGCCGUCUCGGUCUUGUCCCAUCCCCAACAGUGCCGGGCAGCCGCCACUGGAGAAGCGGAAACUGCCGGGUGCGCCGCGCCGGACGAGAACGCGCCGAGGAGCAGCCGGGCCGCCUCCGUCCCGUCCAGACCCAUCGAGAGGCCGCGGAGCCCCCUUCCCCGCGCCCCGCCCCGGCACUGCCCGAGCUCGCCGCGCGCCCCCGGACCGACCCCCGCCGCCCGAGCGCGCCCACCUGAGCCCAUCCGUGCCCACCUGAACCCGUGCGCCGGCGCCAUGGCGGAGCAGGAGAGCCUGGAGUUCGGGAAGGCGGACUUCGUGCUGAUGGACACCGUCUCCAUGCCCGAGUUCAUGGCCAACCUCCGGCUCAGAUUCGAAAAAGGGCGCAUCUACACCUUCAUCGGGGAAGUCGUUGUCUCGGUGAAUCCCUACAGGCUGCUGAACAUCUAUGGGAGAGACACGAUUGAGCAGUACAAAGGGCGGGAGCUGUACGAGAGACCGCCGCAUCUUUUUGCCAUUGCCGAUGCUGCUUACAAGGCAAUGAAGAGGCGAUCCAAAGACACCUGCAUCGUGAUAUCCGGGGAAAGCGGAGCUGGUAAAACGGAAGCCAGUAAAUACAUCAUGCAGUAUAUCGCGGCCAUCACCAACCCCAGUCAGAGAGCCGAGAUCGAAAGAGUGAAGAACAUGUUGCUGAAGUCCAACUGCGUCCUGGAGGCUUUCGGCAACGCCAAGACCAACCGCAACGACAACUCAAGCAGGUUCGGGAAAUACAUGGAUAUCAACUUCGAUUUCAAGGGGGACCCCAUUGGCGGACAUAUCAAUAACUACCUCCUGGAAAAGUCUCGAGUGAUUGUGCAACAGCCAGGAGAAAGAAGCUUUCACUCUUUCUAUCAGCUACUCCAAGGAGGUUCAGAGCAGAUGCUACAUUCUCUGCAUCUCCAGAAAUCCCUUUCAUCCUAUAACUAUAUCCACGUUGGAGCCCAACUAAAGUCGUCUAUCAAUGAUGCUGCGGAGUUCAAAGUGGUAGCUGAUGCCAUGAAAGUAAUUGGCUUCAAACCUGAGGAGAUUCAAACAGUGUAUAAAAUUUUGGCUGCUAUUCUUCACUUGGGGAAUUUAAAGUUUGUCGUGGACGGUGACACGCCUCUGAUCGAAAACGGCAAGGUGGUGUCUAUCAUCGCGGACCUGCUGUCCACCAAGCCGGACAUGGUCGAGAAAGCCCUCCUUUACCGGACGGUGGCCACGGGUCGGGAUGUUAUCGACAAGCAGCACACGGAGCAAGAAGCUAGCUACGGCAGAGACGCCUUCGCCAAGGCCAUAUACGAGCGCCUUUUCUGUUGGAUCGUUUCUCGCAUCAACGAUAUCAUUGAGGUCAAGAGGUCUGACGCCACCAUCCACGGGAAGAACACGGUCAUCGGCGUCCUGGAUAUCUACGGCUUUGAGAUCUUUGACAACAACAGCUUUGAACAGUUCUGCAUCAAUUACUGCAACGAGAAGCUGCAGCAGCUCUUUAUCCAGCUGGUCCUGAAGCAAGAACAGGAGGAGUACCAGCGGGAGGGCAUCCCCUGGAAGCACAUUGAUUACUUCAACAAUCAGAUCAUCGUGGACCUGGUGGAGCAGCAGCACAAAGGGAUCAUCGCCAUCCUUGACGACGCCUGCAUGAACGUAGGCAAAGUCACCGAUGAGAUGUUCCUGGGAGCCCUUAACAGUAAACUGGGCAAACACGGCCACUUUUCCAGCCGGAAGCUCUGCGCCUCAGACAAAAUCCUGGAGUUUGAUCGAGAUUUUCGCAUUCGACAUUACGCAGGCGACGUGGUCUAUUCUGUCGUUGGUUUUAUUGACAAAAACAAAGACACCUUAUUUCAAGACUUCAAGCGCCUCAUGUAUAACAGUUCAAACCCGGUGCUGAAGAAUAUGUGGCCUGAAGGCAAACUGAGCAUCACAGAGGUGACCAAGAGGCCGCUGACCGCCGCCACCUUAUUUAAGAAUUCCAUGAUUGCUUUAGUCGACAACCUUGCAUCAAAGGAGCCAUAUUACGUACGUUGCAUCAAACCCAACGACAAGAAGUCCCCACAGAUCUUUGAUGAUGACCGCUGCCGGCACCAAGUGGAGUACCUGGGGCUGUUGGAAAACGUGCGGGUGCGUCGGGCAGGCUUUGCCUACCGCCAGACCUAUGAGAAGUUUCUUCACAGGUACAAAAUGAUCUCUGAAUUCACCUGGCCCAACCACGACCUCCCUUCAGACAAAGAGGCUGUCAAGAAACUGAUUGAACAUUGUGGCUUUCAGGAUGACGUCGCUUACGGGAAGACCAAAAUUUUCAUUCGAACGCCCCGAACACUGUUUACCUUGGAAGAGCUCCGUGCCCAGAUGCUCGUGAGAAUUGUCCUCUUUCUGCAAAAGGUGUGGCGAGGCACCCUGGCCCGCAUGCGGUACAAGAGGACCAAGGCGGCUCUGACGAUUAUCCGCUACUACCGUCGCUACAAAGUGAAGUCCUACAUCCAUGAGGUGGCCAGACGUUUCCACGGCAUCAGGACCAUGAGGGACUACGGCAAGCACGUACAGUGGCCAACCCCGCCCAAAGUUCUCUGCCGUUUCGAGGAGGCCCUGCAGGCAAUUUUUAAUAGGUGGAGAGCAUCCCAGCUCAUCAAGACCAUACCUGCUUCAGACCUGCCCCAGGUUAGGGCAAAGGUGGCAGCCGUGGAAAUGUUGAAGGGCCAAAGGGCUGACCUCGGACUCCAGAGGGCCUGGGAGGGCAACUAUCUCGCUUCGAAGCCAGACACCCCUCAGACCUCGGGCACUUUCGUCCCUGUCGCGAAUGAGCUGAAGCGGAAGGACAAAUACAUGAACGUCCUUUUCUCCUGUCACGUCCGUAAGGUGAAUCGGUUUAGUAAGGUGGAAGAUCGGGCGAUUUUUGUCACUGACCGUCACCUGUAUAAGAUGGACCCCACGAAGCAGUACAAAGUGAUGAAGACCAUCCCGCUGUACAACUUGACCGGUCUGAGCGUCUCCAAUGGAAAGGACCAACUCGUAGUGUUCCAUACGAAGGACAACAAAGACCUCAUUGUCUGCCUCUUCAGCAAACAGCCAACCCACGAGAGUCGAAUUGGAGAACUGGUUGGCGUCCUGGUGAAUCAUUUCAAGAGAAGACAAAAUUAGCAUCCGGGCUUAGUUUCAAGAUUAGGAAUGAUCCUCUACUUUGCCAGCCUCCAGCUGAACCAACAGAGAGAGAUUUCCCUAAUGGCGAUUUCUUCACCACCAAUCCAAAUGUAAUUAAAUCCAAAAGACCGAAAACUCACGUUGCAUUCCUAUUGUGGUAGCUUCUCACUUACCCCAGAUAUACUCAGAGUAUCUAUUAGGAAUCUAAACAAAAUAGAAGGCAGGUUUAAGGACGUCCGUGAAAGGAACUCUGAAGAGGCAAGAACCUCUGCAAAACAUGGAGUCAUAAUGGAACAUGGCAUUGUCUAAGAACUUCAGAGUAAACCUAUGCAGUUCCUGGGGUGGUUGUGAUGUGAGAAAUACAAACAGGGAGCGGAUGCCGAUGGCGGUGAGGACCCUGGAAGGAGAAUGUUAAGUAGAGGACUGAUUUUGUCUGGUUCUUUACUGGAGUUGUUUUCGAGAUGGGGUUGUUCUUCCCAGAGGAGGUCGUGGGAUUGUUGGCGUUGGGUGUGUCUGUGCCUUCAGAGUCAGGUGUUCUUCCCGUUGUGGCACACUGGCUCUGCCCACCCACCGCCCUGAUGCCAGGAGGAGACCACCCUCCAAACUCAGGGACUGAGAAAUGAGCCCAAUGGCCAGCUGCUUUUCUUCCUUAAAGACAUUCCUACGUUGCCAAGAGUAAUCUAGUACUCCUUAUUAGUAUUUUUUUUCCCCUGUAAAUGUAGACAUGGCUUUUCUCUAAACAAAGGACUUUUAGAAUCUGGUGUCCACACAUCCCAUUCGUCUGUGCUCAUUUUUACGGAUCAGUGCAUAGAGUAACAUGUGAGAAGGGGGCUCCACAGGCCAUUUAUCUUCCGUAUUAAACCUUGUAUCCUAGUUCAAAACAGAUCUUUAAGUAUCUAAUAUCAUUAAAUGCUUUUAAAUGCUAUAAAUAAAAUGAUGUGUAACGGUCAUCUGGUGGGGGGAAAAAAUAAGAAUCUAAUUAAGGAAUUGCCCAAAGGUAAUAAUAAACAUAUGGGCCUUUGAAAAAUUCCCUCCAUCUGCCAAAUAAUUACAAAGCUCAGAGAAAUACUGAAGCGUUUAGAAUGGAAGGGAGAGACUUGGAGAAAAUAUCCCUGCAGUAAAGUCUGUGACUCAAGUAGGCAGGUCGGUUUUCCUCCUGAUAUGGGUUAUAGCAGAUUAUGGAUAAUCAGAAGGGUUUUAAUGUCUUAACUUUAAUUUGCGUGCCUAUACUAAUCAAUACACUUUGCCUGGGAAAUUGAAGUGUUUUGUUUUGUUUUCUUUUCUUUUGUUUUUUCCUCAUUCCGAGUCCUCAUUUAGCAAAUUCUAACCGCUGUUAAACGCCGCUGCAAGGGGUGGAAGUACGUGAAUUGGUUCUAGAAUCCAUCAGUUGCCUCCUUUUCCUAGCAUAUGUGUUCUGAGAUAUGUUUCUAUCUUUAAUAUAUGUAAGAAUUUUAAAUGUCUUUAAAAUUUAUAAAUGGAAAGAAGGAGAAGGCUGUCAAGAUGCUGGGUUUUUCUUUUAACUUUUUUCUUCAUGUCCUUAUCCUAUGUCCCUAAUUCUGUGAAUUAAGAAGUCAGUGGAAUUUCCAUUGCAGUGCAGCAGAAUCAAAUCCAAUUAGUAUCUGUGAGAAUGCAGUUUUGAUCCCUGGCCUUGAUCAGUAGGGUCAGGUGUCCGGCAUUGCUGUGAGCUGUGGUGUAGUUCACAGAUAAGACUUGGAUCUUUUGUUGCUGUGGCUGGGGUGUAGGCUGGCAGCUGUAGCUCUGAUUCAACCCCUAGCCUGGGAACUUCUAUAUGCCACGGUUGUGGCCCUAAAAAGCAAACAUAAAUAAAUAAAUAAAUAUAUUAAAAAAGAAAAAAAAAGAAGUCAGGUACAAAUAAGAGGGGAAAACCCCUCCCAUCUGCCUCAGAAAAUUCAGGCUUGAAAUUUUUUUAAUGGUUUUUAUUUUUUCCAUUAUACUUCGUUUACAGUUUUCUGUCAAUUUUCUACUGUACAGCAAAGUGACCCAGUCACACAUACAUAUAUAU
Messenger RNA from Sus scrofa (pig), 5215 nucleotides. It is a transcript of the gene MYO1D, whose product is annotated as myosin ID. Gene Ontology annotation, cellular component: actin cytoskeleton; cytoplasm; microvillus. The record is from RefSeq and is a predicted model, not a curated record. Gene Ontology annotation, molecular function: ATP binding; actin filament binding; microfilament motor activity. Gene Ontology annotation, biological process: actin filament organization; actin filament-based movement; endocytosis. Lineage: Eukaryota; Metazoa; Chordata; Mammalia; Artiodactyla; Suidae.